This is a messenger RNA of Alternaria conjuncta, 921 nucleotides long. RefSeq lists its product as uncharacterized. The coding region runs from base 1 to 921 and encodes 306 amino acids. Lineage: Eukaryota; Fungi; Ascomycota; Dothideomycetes; Pleosporales; Pleosporaceae. The transcript has a single exon. The record is from RefSeq and is a predicted model, not a curated record.
AUGUCCGGUAUGACCUCAAUGACUUCCUCCAUGGCCACCUCGCUGCCUAUAAUACCCCCGCGCCAGGCCCCGCCCCGGCCCAAACUCUCCAUCAACACUGAGCAGCCGCGCAUCCUGGGCAAAGGUGCCAGUCUCCGUCUUGAAACCCUCAGUGCCGUCUCGCCCACCGUCCGCAACACCUUCUCCAACGCCUAUGAGCGCCCGGCGACUGCCCCGACACUACAACGCCCCUCACGACCCCAGCUCUCCAUCGAGAGCGACGUGCCCGCCACCAGCGGCUCUACCAGCGCAUCGACGCCAAGUUCAGCGUCUACACUCUCCUCCACGCUCACAUCGGCCUCCAACGACUCGGCCACCCUCUCAAUACCCUACAAGCAACCCCACAACCUCGCCUCCAUCCUCUCCAACAGCCCCGCACGCUCGAUAAUACCACGCAAGAUGGGCUCCAGCCGGCCCAUGUUCCCCGCCGAGAAGCGCGUCUCCUUCCGCACACCACUGGAGGAGGAGAUCACCACCACCAGAUACACCCUCGCACAUUCCGACAUUGAGUCUUCCAUCUCAACCCUCUCCUCGCUCGCGUCCACCGCCUCCACCGACUCUGACGCCUCGACAUCACAGCCGUCACUCAGUCUAAAGGCUCUGAAGAACCCCUCCGAAACCAGCAUAUCGCCCCUCCAGCUCUCCCUCAUCAGCACAUCCUCGUCCGCAGAGAGCUCACCAAGACCAAAGUCGCCCCGCACAGGCGAGAAGCGCGACUCGUCCUCCUCAGACGACGACAGCGACUCAGCUCCCGAAACUCCCGUCGCCGGACGACGGAAGCGGACGCGAGACUGGCGCUGGACACUCGGACCCUUGCCUUCAGACAACAAAUCGUCAGUAUCGUCGGCGAGCGAUGCGACGGUCAGCGAGGACAGCAGUUGA